CUUUUCGGGCUCUGGCAACGGCUGCAUCUUGGAUUUGCUUUCACCACAGUUGGAAGAUACCGGCCUCAAGACGACGACUUUCCUGCAGCACUUCAAGGACGUCGUCACGACGAAGUUCACGGGGAGGGACCACCACCUGCCGCCGCUGCACCCCGCACACCCCGCCCACCCGGCGCACCAGCAGUCGGCCCUGCACCACCACCACCACCAGCAGCAGAGCUUCUCCACCAUUUUCCCCACGUAUCUAGGCAUGGACCGCUCCUCCGCCGUCGGCGGUUGCGGCGGGGGCGGCGGUCUGGGCGUGGGCGUGGUCACCAGCUCGGCCACCGCCUUGGGACCCGGUGGCCUGACCAACGGCGGCGGCGGAGUGGUCAGUGGCGCCCUCAACGGACUGGAGGCCAUGUCGGCCGAGUCCACAGGGCUGUGCCUGCAGGAUCUGGUGAGUGCCGGGACGGCAAAUGGAGCCGGCUCCGCAGGAUCGGCGGAGAGUGCCACCACCACCAGCACGGCGCUGAGCAGCGGCAGCACCGGCAGCUCCACGGUCAACGGAGGAGGCAGCAGCACCUCCGGCACGGAGCACCUGCACAGCCACCACAGCCUGCACGACUCCAGCUCGUCGGUCAGCAUCUCACCCGCCAUCUCGAGCCUGAUGCCCAUCAGCAGCCUGAGCCACUUGCACCACUCCGCGGGCCAGGACCUGGUCGGUGGCUACUCGCAGCAUCCGCACCACACGGUGGUGCCGCCGCACACGCCCAAGCACGAGCCGCUCGAGAAACUCAGAAGCUUGUUCUUUUCAGUUUGGGCCGAAACCGGCGAUUUCCGUGAUAGUCAUAGCUCCAUGACCGCCGUAGCAAAUAGUUUGGAUAGCACCCACUUGAACAACUUUCAGACGUCAUCCACAUCCUCGAUAUCGAACCGGAGUCGGGAUCGCAAAGAUGGCAAUCGCAGCGUAAACGAGACCACGAUCAAGACGGAGAACAUAUCAAGUUCCGGGCACGAUGAGCCGAUGACCACCAGUGGCGAGGAGCCCAAGAACGACAAGAAGAACAAGAGGCAGCGGCGCCAGCGGACGCACUUCACCUCGCAGCAGCUCCAGGAGCUGGAGCACACCUUCAGCCGGAACCGCUAUCCGGACAUGUCCACCCGCGAGGAGAUCGCCAUGUGGACCAAUCUUACGGAGGCUCGUGUUAGGGUGUGGUUCAAGAACCGGCGUGCCAAGUGGCGCAAGAGGGAGCGCAACGCGAUGAACGCGGCGGUGGCGGCGGCGGACUUCAAGUCCGGAUUCGGGACGCAGUUCAUGCAGCCGUUCGCGGAUGACUCGCUGUACAGCUCGUAUCCGUAUAACAACUGGACCAAGGUGCCAUCGCCGCUGGGCACCAAGCCCUUUCCGUGGCCAGUGAAUCCGCUCGGCUCGAUGGUGGCCAGCAAUCAUCACCAGAACUCGGUGAACUGCUUCAAUACGGGCGCCAGUGGCGUGGCGGUGAGCAUGAACAACGCAUCCAUGCUGCCGGGCUCGAUGGGCUCCUCGUUGAGCAACAGCAGCAAUGUGGGCGCCGUGGGCGCCCCGUGUCCGUACACCACACCCGCCAAUCCGUACAUGUACCGCUCCGCCGCCGAGCCCUGCAUGAGCAGCAGCAUGAGCUCCAGCAUUGCCACGCUGCGGCUGAAGGCCAAGCAGCAUGCAUCCGCCGGAUUUGGCAGCCCCUACUCCGCCCCCUCGCCCGUGUCGCGUUCGAACUCCGCCGGACUCUCCGCCUGCCAGUACACCGGAGUGGGCGUGACGGACGUGGUCUGAGAAAACGCCCUGGGUGCGCUGCUCAACCAGCACCAGCACCACUUGCAGCACUUCUCGGGCGGAUCGGUUGGCGGCACCGGAGUGCCGAACGGCAUGCAACAGCACUCCGGCAACAUGCUGCACCACAGCAACUUGGGCCUGGACCACUCCGACCUGGGUUUGGUGGGCGGCGUGGCGGCCAGUCACCAGGACGAGGGCAACCACAGUCUGGAGGGCAGCAGCAAGUCGCCCAUGGAGGCGCCACUGGCCAACAGCAGCAGCAGCAACAACAACAACAACAACAACAACAACAACAACGACAACGAUGACGAGGACGUGAUCGAUUGAAAAAACGCUCUAACUUAAAUCAAACUAAAGGCAGUCUAGCCCUAAGCAUUCAUAACUAAUUUUAGAUGUUUGCCCCAACUAAAGAUACAUAACAUAAAGCAAAUGCAAUGAUGCCCCUAACUAAGCAAAAAAGAAGAUACAAUUUUUUGAAGAACAAUAACUAAAUUUACCAGAGAAGAGUGCCAGAGAACUCUGUUUUAUUUGCAUUGAGAUUAGAUGCCCCUUUGUUCGAGCGCCCCCGAAAUUCAGAAAUUAAGUGUUUUUGUAAAUAAAAGCAAAUAUCUAGUGUUAAGCAGCGGAACCCCUAACUAAUCAAGCCAAAUAGCCAGCCCAAAGAACAUAUAGUCGCUCCUAGUUCCACCUUCAGUUCCCCCGUCGUAUAUAUCGUAUAUAUAGUAUAUAUCGUAUAUAUAUAUAAACCAGAAACGAGAAACGAGAAACGUAUCAAGAUUGUAAACAGCUAAGGCCAAAAAAGAACACUAAAGCUAAACUACACAAAAAUAUAUCAAGCAGUAGCAGUUUUUAAGGAGUUGUCUAGUCGUAUAGAUCCGCAUAUGGCAUAUACCCUGUAUACUGUCUGUAUAUGUAUGUGUAUAUGUAUAUGUAUAUGUACAUGUACAUGUAUAUCCCCUCUAAAGAGCCCCGUAUAAAUAUAAAUACUAUUUAAUAAUUGUACACUUAACAUUACUAGUUAUAGAAAUUGAAUCAAAAGAACAAUAAA
Molecule: messenger RNA, 2843 nt
Organism: Drosophila santomea
Lineage: Eukaryota; Metazoa; Arthropoda; Insecta; Diptera; Drosophilidae
Gene: Ptx1
Product: pituitary homeobox homolog Ptx1
Exons: 4
Coding region: 251-1795 (514 amino acids)
Biological process (GO): regulation of transcription by RNA polymerase II; anatomical structure morphogenesis
Cellular component (GO): nucleus
Molecular function (GO): RNA polymerase II cis-regulatory region sequence-specific DNA binding; DNA-binding transcription factor activity, RNA polymerase II-specific
Source: RefSeq, a predicted model, not a curated record